GUUUUCAUUCCUCUUUCGUGUUUUUUUUUACGUGACAGUGUGUUUAUAAUUUUGUGAAUUUGUGGUGGAAUUUUUAACAAAGUUAAAUUAAAAAAAUAUCAUAUAAAAUGAAAACGGCUGGCAGACAUCCUAUAAUAAUAAGAAAUAUACAAACUAGUAAUGGAGUUGUACAAUACAAUAUCUAUGAUUUCUUGAAAGAAAUGAAAAAUAAGCCGGUAAUAUGGAACAGAAUGCAUAUUGAUCAUAAAAAUGGUGCAAUAUCUGAAGAAAAUUGGAAAAAAUUUGCCAAAAUUUUUGUACCAUUCCUUGAACAACUAGAUGAAGACGAAAAAACUCAGAUCAUUGAUGAGCUGAAAAAUUACUGGAAUCUUUUAAGAAAAGGCAUGAUGAAGUCUAUCUUGACCGCAAAGAAAGGCAAAAGUAAUCAAUGUCAUUAUUUACAUUAUAUGGAAUUCUUUCUUAAUUCAAAAAAGAAAUAUCUUAAAGAUUUUACUACUGAGAAAGAAUUACAACGCCUAGCAGAAAAUGAAAUUAAAUUUAGAGCUAUGGCAGGUUUACCGCCACCAGAAAAUACAAACAACAACAGAGCACGUGAAAAUAACAAGACCAACAAAUCCUCCAGCAGUAAAGAAACUAAAACUGAUGACAGUCCAAAACCCUCUGGCAGUAAAAGAGCCAUAGUGGAAUGUAGUCCUGAUGAUUUUAUAGAUCUAAUGUCAAUGUGUGAAACUACCAGCCAGCAAACAACAGAUGAUGAAGUAGCAGUUCAAAAUAAUGGAAUGGUUGGAACAUUUGAUUAUCAUCAACAGCAACAGAGUAAUAACAUUAGAAUGCAAAGAUUUGUCGAUGAAUCUGCAGCAAUAGCUUCAGCUGAUUUGACAGAUAAAGCGGAUGCCGCGAAUCAAGCUUUUUUUGAAUCUAUAAAACCCACUUUACGCAAUUUAAAUGAUUCGCAAAAAUUGGAAUUUAAAAUUCAAGUAUUGAAAACUUUAAAAAAAUAUAAAUUGUAUUAAUUUUUUUAUUUAAAA
This is a messenger RNA of Lucilia cuprina (Australian sheep blowfly), 1028 nucleotides long. RefSeq lists its product as uncharacterized. Gene Ontology annotation, molecular function: DNA binding. Bases 108 to 1013 code for a protein of 301 amino acids. The transcript is spliced from 3 exons. The record is from RefSeq and is a predicted model, not a curated record. Lineage: Eukaryota; Metazoa; Arthropoda; Insecta; Diptera; Calliphoridae.